Messenger RNA from Trachemys scripta elegans, 3735 nucleotides. RefSeq names its product exocyst complex component 3 like 1 (gene EXOC3L1). The record is from RefSeq and is a predicted model, not a curated record. Lineage: Eukaryota; Metazoa; Chordata; Testudines; Emydidae. Gene Ontology annotation, biological process: exocytosis; exocyst localization. The coding region runs from base 1 to 2295 and encodes 764 amino acids. Gene Ontology annotation, cellular component: exocyst. The transcript has 13 exons. Gene Ontology annotation, molecular function: SNARE binding.
AUGGGCAUGUCUGCAGAGCAGGAGGAGGACUCCCGCAGCCCCAGAGAUGAGGAAUGGCCAGAAGCGGAGAAGGCUGAGAAGUUAGCAAGAGGGGCUGCUUUGAAAUGGGCCUCGGGGGUGUUUUACCGCCCGGACAAGUUGGAGGGUCUGGGACACUACCGGAGCCGGGAGGCCCAGCGGAACAUCUCGAUCCAGUCCCGGCUAAAGUCGACCGUGCAGUCGCACCUGGAGGGGGUGAGCUCGGGGCUGGAGCAGCUGCGCUCGGCAGCAGGGGACGUGCGGAGUGUGCGCCGGGACCUCUGCGCCGUGCGAUGGCACCUGCUGGGCAGUGCCGAGAGCUUCCAGAGGCUGGCGCCGCUGCGGGCUGUGGUGACAGAGCACGCGCAGCUGGCUGCCGUCGUGCGGGCGCUGCCCCAGCUCUCCUCAGUACACGAGCUCCUUGCCCAGUCCCUCCAUCUCCUCCAUGGCCAGCAGCUCCUGGAGGCCCAUGCCGGGCUCAUGGCGCUGGAGCGCCUGCGGGACGACAUCUUCUCCCAGCUGCACGGCGGCAGCAGCCUCCCAAGCGACCAGGCCCUGGGCGUGGUGGAGUCCUUCUUCGGUGGCCUGCAGGAGCUGAGCGACGCACUGGCCCAGCAGCUGUGGCGUGUCGUGGGCGGCGGCGUGAGGCUGGUGCAGGAGGACCCGGCCCUCUUCGUCUCUGCCGUGCGGAUCAUUGAGAGAGAAGAGAGUGUCGAUGAUGCCCUGCUGCUGGGUCCCCAUGCCCACCGCUUCCCUGCCCCCGGGCGCCCCAAAGCCUGGAGGCAGCGGUUCUACCAGGUCAUUCAGGAGACCAUCGCUGCUGCCCACUUCAAGGCCGCCCACAUGGACGUGAAGGGCCCGGGACUGGGCCGGCACCUGGCCACGCUGCAGAGCAACAUCCUGGCGGAGCUGCGUGUGGUGAAAGACCUGAUGGUGCAGUGCUGCCCGCCUCACUACGACAUCCUCAGCAUCUGCACCCGCAUGUACCACCGAGGCCUCUCUGACCACCUGCAGGACAUCCUCAGCGGGGACCUGGACAAGCAAGAGAUCUUCGUGCUCCUCAGCUGGGUUCUGCAUGUGUACCAGAGCCCAGAAAUGAUGGGUCACCCAGACCUUCUCCCCGAGGUGGACGUGUCAGCUCUGGCCCCCCUGGUGUCGCCAGAGGUGGUGGAGCAGAUGGAGAGGAAAUACGUGGGGAAAGUCAAGGCCAGCGUGACUGAGUGGAUGCGGCGCACGCUGGAGGUGGAGUUCAAGGAGUGGUUCCGAGAGGAGGAGCCAGAAAUGGAUCAUCUGGGCUUCUUCCAGUCUGCCCUGCCCGUCAUCGUCAUGCAGAUGCUGGAUGAGAACAUCCGGGUGGCCUCCCUGGUCACGGCCUCUCUGCAGCAGAAGGUUUACGCUAUGGCCAUGGACGAGCUGGAGGCCUUUCUGAUCAGGCUGCGGGAGGCCCUGGGGGACUGCGGGAAGGAGCACCAGAAGGACCGAGCCAUGCCCAAGCAUUACAUCUCCUACCUGCUGGCCCUUCUCAACAACAACUUGGCGCUGAGCUCGUCCAUCUCCACUUUGCACCCCGGCAGUGCAUCUCUUGCCAAGCCCGCUGAAAUCCCCUCCUCCCUGAAGACUGCGCUGGACAGGACCCAGAAGAAGGCCUGCCGGCUGCUGCUGGAGGAGCUGCUGCUGGAUUUGCAGCCCCUGUACAUGCAGCUGCCGUCCCGCAAGUGGCUGUCCGGGGCCCAGCUGGUGAACAGCAUGUGCGAGGUGAUCGACAAGUACACGAGAGACUUCUCCCACGUCAGGAACCCCGUCUUCACGUUCCUGCUGGCCGAGAGUGAGCACCUGGUCAUGACUCACUACGUGCGGGCGCUCAUGGAGAAGAAGAUGGUGUGCCGGAGCGCCGAGGAGCGGAGCCAGCUCGCCACCCGGCUGCUCCAGGACGCCGCCCAGCUGCGGGAGCUUUUCCACAACCUGGGCCUGGCCGAGAGUGAGCAGACCCUCGAGGUGAUAUUCGCCCUCCAGGAGCUCAUCCGCCUCCAGGAUCCGGCCUUGCUCAGCCUGGAGGUCCUGGGAUUUAUGACGAAAUACCCCGACAUCAGCGACGAGCACGUCUCCAUCCUGCUGGAUCUGCGGGGCGACGUCUCCAAGGAGGUCCGGAACGUGGUGCUGGAAAUGAUGGCGCAGAAUCCACAGUCCCUGCCCGAAAACUACCAGCCCGUCUUCAGCAACAUCCUGGUCCCGGCUCCGGAGCUUCCCUUCUGCCUUCGCAAGAGCAAGUGUGCCUGAGACACGCACGCCGCAGGCCAGCUGUCUGCAGCCCACCCUGGCCAGCGGUGUCUCCGAACGACGGACCUCCGAGAAGCCCUGGGUGGGGCUGGGCAGAGACGCUGGGUCUCUGCUGUGUGUGAGCACCCGUCUGGGCUCCAGAGACGGGGCAGGGAAAGCCUGGGCAUCAGCCCUGCUGUGCAGGGAGGAGAGGGGAGACUUCCAUACCCAUUCCCCAGAGGCAGACACCUUGGCACCUGCUUUGCUGGCACCAGGGACCCUCAGCCCACUGAUCCCCCUGGCCACGUAACCCAGGAUGAGCUGAACCCAGCUGUAGGGCUGGCCCUAAACUGCUAAACCACCAGAUUCAGCUCUGCCCAUUCGGGUCUCCGGGCCUCUGCUCCGUGCUGCUUCCCAACUGCCCCCUCUGCUCAGCCCUCCCAGCGUAUGUGCAGCCCAGAGCCUGCGGAGGGCACAGGCCAACCAAGGCAGGCAAGCAUGGCAGCAUCACAGAGCUGGGGGAGCAAAAAGGGAAUUUCCCCAGGUCCAGCCACAACCGCCCCCUCCCAUGCACCUGCGCGUGCCCAGGGCAGUCUGUUACCAAGCUGAGAGCAGGGCCUGACGGGUUCUAACUAGGCAGAAUUCAGUUACUGAUUGAUAAUUUUGAUCGAUAACAUUGGUGUUUAAGCUUUUUUUUUUUAUUUUGAUCUAUUUAAAUGUUCACUGCUGCAGACAAUGAGGGGGGGUCAGACAAUAAUUAUUUACUGACAACGGCCGUUGAGAUUCCACAAGUUAAAGCUUUAAUACCGUUAUAAGACAAACCAUCAACAUCCCAUGUCAGAAUAUACCCAGUAAAGACCCUUCGAUCAAACUCAAAGAAGAACUUCAGCAGCGUUGUUCUUCCUUUGCCGAUCGGUGCAUUUCUGUGAUUAUCAAGGGAAAUAUUUUUCAUUGGGGCGGGGGACAGUGAAAUCAACGUGUACUGAUAUCUACCAAUUCAAAUCGAUUCCUUCCCGCCCUAGUUAUAACACAGACAAAUCCAAACUGUCUUGCAACUAAGGUUGCCAACUUUGUAAUAGUUAAAUCAGACACUCCAGCUGGAGUGCCGGAACCUCCCCUGCCCCGCCUCUUCCCUGAGACCCCACCCCCUUCACUUCUCUUCCUCCGUCACUCACUGCUACUCCCCUGGCCGGGAUCAUGGGAAUUGCAGUACUCAGAGCCCAGGGCAGAGGUUGGAUGAUCCAUCCUGAACUAGGCAGUGUCCAGAUUGUCGUUCUGCUACUCGCCCAGUCAGGGUAGGUGUCUCAGCAAUGCGGCAGGGCAGGGGAAAGGAAAGAGUCCCACUACAUGGAGUAAAAGAAGGAAGUUCUUCCCGAUGGACGUGUUGGGUUUUCGUAGGACGCUGAAAUACCAUGGCCAGGAGCAUAGGCGCCGACUCCGGGGGUGCUCUGGGGCUGGAGC